This is a messenger RNA of Coturnix japonica (Japanese quail), 2843 nucleotides long. Lineage: Eukaryota; Metazoa; Chordata; Aves; Galliformes; Phasianidae. The record is from RefSeq and is a predicted model, not a curated record.
AUGCCUAAGAGCAGAAAACAAACGCAACAUAUCAAGGAGAGCCCACAUUGCAAAGUCACUGACUCCCCGCAGUUCUCUUCUCCUUAAGUCACACUCUGAACACGUACAUUUGAGUCAGCUAUGGAAGGAGCUGCACAGAAGAAAACCAAAGUACGUUCCCAAACCUGGCACAAGAGUUUCAGCUCCCAAAAGCUCUUGGAGCCCUUCUGCAGCGUGUGGUAGUAACUGUCACAUCAGCUACAUGGUGAUUGCAGACUACCUAAUAAAUGUAGGCAGCAAAUGACAGCUGCUAUCUCAGAGCAAAAUGGUAGUUUUGCCAUUCUCCUUUCAAAAGUCAUUGAGCAUUAGUAGGUGGCCCGACUUAUUUCAGCUGUAUUUAAAGUGCCACAGUGCUUGGAAACAUCCAUCUCAUUUGCUUGACGGUUUAGGCAGAAAUAAAAGAGUCUUGACAAAAGGUGACAAAAAACAAACAAAAAUCUAACAUUCAUUAAAAUUAGCGGUGAUUUAAGGAUAGAUUAAAUAGAAACUAUAAGGGAUGAAAAGGUAGAAGACCAGAAAAGGAUAGUAGACCAGGAAAACAGAGCAAGGAAAUUGGUUACUCCAGCUGCAGAGCACAUAGCUGUGAGGACAGAAUAGAAGCCCACAAUAGAUGAGUAACUUUGAGUGGGGAAUUCAAGAGACUAAUAGGCUAAUUGGUAUCUUUGGAACUGCAUGAAUGAAACAACCUUUCAGCACAGAUUUUCAUAGUGUCUGAGAAAGCAACAGAUUUUAUCAGCCUUCAGUGGCAGAACAAGGUUUCUUCAAAGCUCCUGUCCACUAACCACAGAUACUUACUGUCAUCUGCCCUGCUGAAUGAAAUAGGGCUGUGUGAGACUCAUGCAAAUGAGUCACCCAUGCAAACCUGAAUCACUACCUCACGCUCUGGAUUUAAAUUUAAAACAGACAAGAGAUUAUUUCCAGCCUCAUUUGGAAGUCUCGCUGAUACAACAAGCCAUUAGAAGCAGCAGGAGGGAAGAAACAGCCUGAUUCAAGAUGGGCUCCACGUUGACGUCCAUGUUGACGGUUCUCAAGCAAUCUGGGUGCCUGUCUCAGCUGGAGCUUGCUUUCUCCUCAGGCAGAGUGUGGGCUGAUGCUUUGCCACUUUACACACCUACUUCCUGCAAUCCUGGCAAUUACCAAUAGUGUAAAACCCAGUUUCUGACGUGGCUGACUCAGCAAGGGCUUGGCUCAAAACAAAUACAUACGAACAAGGAACUGCAGCCUGGGAAGCAGUGACAAGAAGCACAUGAAGAGAAGGCGGCGUUGUGGAUUUUUAUUGCUCUAGGUCCAAUUUGGCUCAAUUGCUCCUGGACUUUCUUCUUCCAGCAUCUCAGAACGUGGUGGUCACCGUUCUCUCAGUACUUCAGCAGUUUCUCUUCUCUGCCAGUUGGACUCGGGUGCAGCUCCAACACACCCUACAGGUACAGGGGAGGAAGAGGUUGUUCCUGUUGUGCGACUUGCUGCUGAGCCUGGGACUGAAGUUCGACACCUGACUGUGAAGAGUCAGCAGUUUUCUUCUUUUCUUUGCUUUUUAUCAGCAUGGAUACUUGGCGGAGAGGAUCCAUUAAAUCCACAACGUUCUUCAGACGUUUCUCACUCAGGAGACACAAAAAGCUGGGCAACCAGGUCAUUAUCUUGAACAAGAACAGCCACACGCUGGACAAUGAUGGACAGUGCCAGAAGAGGGAAUGCUUGAGGGAUCUGAAGGACAAGUCUGAUUACCUGUCAUGUCAGAGUGAGCAAAACCUGGCCAAGGCACAAGCACCUCCUAAGCCUCCCCGGCUGUACCUGGACAGCUCUAGCUGCCCUAACAUCAUUGAUCACACAGAUUCCCACUCCGAUGUCUCCUUUUCUGGUACUUCUCAUCAAUACAACAAAGCCACUCAAACGCAGUUCCACAAGGACCAGGCUACAGACUGCGUGACUUCAGAGACUGGUUCCCAGAACAGCACCACUCUUUCUGAUCUGUCUGAUCCUUUCCUGUCCUUCAAAGUGGAUUUGGGGCUAUCGCUUCUCGAGGAUGUUCUGCAGACCCUCAGGAAACAGAAUCCAAGAGAUUAUGCCAUUUGAAGGUAUUUAUCACUUAAUGUAUCACAUUUACCCACUGCCGAUGCCGUUUUCUCUAGUCCUGAUGGGAAGAAGGAUACUGUAGGACCCCUGUUGUGCGUGGUCUGUUUUAUUGUUGUUGCCUUACCCAUCACAGACUGUUCUUGUCCUCGCCGAGAAGUCCUUCAGAGCAGAGCUGACAGGCUCCGCGCCUAGAUGAGAGCACUGUCUGCUGGAACUUUGUGGGCAAGUUUCCAUUCUCCACACUGGGAAUUUCUCACCCUUGACUGUGUAUUUCCUCCACAUAGAAGACUGGUAUUCUUUGACUAAAGACUUUUUUGGGGGAUGUGGCUGUGACAUGGCAGAGUUUGGACAGAAAGGGGUAUGGCAUACACAAUUUGUGGAUAAGCAGGCAGCCUAUAAUGAGACAGUGUUAUUAUCUCAAAACCAUAGCUAUGACAAGGGUCAAGAGACAGAAACUGAUGUUUCUUCUCUCAACAUAUUGGUAUGUGGAAAAAUCGAAGCUGUUCCUCUCCCUUUGUUUCUUUUCAUGUGAGCUUCCCCCCUCCCCCAUAAUUCAAAUGCAGUUGGUACUUGCAGCCUGGAAACAGGUAACCAUCUAUAUAAGCUCAUAAUACAGGAACAGCAGUUUAUUUAGCCUACUAGCAGAAGAAAUUUCUCUAGAUACUGCUGCUUGAAGCAUGCACUGACCUAUCAGCUGUAUAGACAUGGAAGAAUAAAUGUAUCUGUGACUAGAA